GGAAGUACAGCGGCGUUUAGGCGGAAAUAGUCCGAGCAGAUUCAAAACAAAUGCGUUGCUCCUAGAUUUACUCGCUUAUCUUGGCGUUUAUAAACUUUUUGUCAUAUUUAUUGUCAGACACAUCUGUAUCCAUGGAUACUCCAGAGCCAGGUCCAGCUGAUGGCGAGGAGCGAAUGGUUGAGCUGCGCCCCAGAACUCGCUCCAAUCCUGAGGGAGCAGAGGACCGUCGGGGGAGCACGGGGAGCCUGGGAGGUAACAGUAACGGCAGCAUUCCUCAGCCUGCAGUGGGGAGCCGAGUGGAGGGAGAGGGAGAAGCAUCGACCAGCGACACUCCUCCCAGCUCCACCACCGCCUCGGUGUCUGUCACUGUAGCCCAAACAGCGCCCCCUACUGCUGCUGCUGCUGUGGCCGGCCCUAGUACCGCAGGGCCAAGCUCUAAUGCCGCGGCUGCUGCUGUGGUUAAAGAGAGACCCAAACUCGCACAGAGCCAACCCCCAAUGAGUGCCAGCAUCCCCCCUCCAGCCGAGUACCAGCUGAGAGUCCCACGGGUCAACUGUCCGGAGAAAGUGAUUAUCUGCUUAGAUCUGUCUGAAGAAAUGUCUCUGCCAAAGUUGGAGUCCUUUAAUGGUUCUAAAACCAAUGCCCUAAACAUUUCUCAGAAGAUGAUUGAAAUGUUUGUGAGGACGAAGCACAAGAUCGACAAACGGCACGAGUUUGCUCUGGUGGUGGUCAACGAUGACGCCUUAUGGCUGUCUGGCUUCACCUCUGACCCCAGAGAGCUGUGCAGCUGCCUGUACGACCUGGAGACCAACGUGUGCGAGUCAUUCAACCUUGAAGAUCUACUCAAUGUUAUUCGACAGAAGAUUGAGUUGCCGAUGACGGAGAAUGUCCAGACGAUCCCUCCUCCGUACGUGAUCCGAACUGUUCUGAUCUACAGUCGACAAGCGGGACCUUUACAGUUCAACCCCUCAGAGGCCGUCAGUAAAAUGCUUCAGUCUCCAUAUUUCUUCUUUGAUGUUGUGUAUCUUCACAAUGGCAUGGACGAACAGGGAGAUGAGACGAGCUGGAGGGAAAACUACACAUCCUUCUGUAACCUGGACUCUAAAGGCAUGUGCUAUCGUUAUGAGGUGUCUCUGUGUGGACCUGCCAUAGAACUGCACAACUGCAUGGCCAAGCUCUUGUCCCACCCACUGCAGAGGCCCUUCCAAAGCCACGCCUCCUACAGCCUCCUGGAGGGGGAGGAGCCCCAGGACGUGGAAGCUACUGUUUAAUCGAAUGUAUGAAGACUCUCAUUUACUAAACUCCAUCUGCCUAUCUUAUCUUAACUGAUCAUGAUCUGACUCCUGGAGUUAUCAGUUGUAAAAAAUUACAUUUGAUGUGAGUAAUCUGAUUACUUUCUGAUACAUACCAUGUGUUCUCAUUUCUACAUCAAUAGUCAAAUCUCUGGUUAUCAGAUUUGACUGGCCAUGUAAAUGUAGCCACUGUGAAGUUCUCUAAAUAAACUGGUGUUUUUUGGGGCUGAUAAAUCGAGGGAAACCUACGAUAUGAACUGAUAUGAAAGACACGACAUGCACUUAAAAGAUGACAGUUGAAAAACAGAAAAUACAAAAUAGAAAGAUAUUUUGUAACUGUUAUGUUCUUAAAGGUGCACUAUGUAACUUGUCAUAGACUUGCUUGUCUCCGUUGGGAUGUUAUUGCUUUGCCUGAGAUAGAUUAAUUGUAAUGCCAGAUUGUGCAAUGUUCCACAAUCUGGCAUUACACUGAAUCUAUCUCAUUUUCUACAGGUGUUUAAUUACUAAAAAUAUCCCAAAAUCACACAUUCUUGAAGUGAACAAAGACAUGGCGAUAAAUAAGUUUUCUGCUAUACUGUGUUUCAUUCUAGGCUCAGCAAUAACACCUCCAUGGAGACAGAUGUCAGAUCAGAAAAGCUACGUAAUGCACCUUUAAAAGUAACACUACAGGCCCUUUUCUCAGACCACAUUGUUUCCAGUUAUUUUAAUGUUUUUAUUGUUUUUUUCCUUUUUGGGGGUCCCAUUAUACUGUUAACUUAACGUGCGGAAGUAUAAUAAAUAAUUUACUUUUUAUGACAAAAUGUUUAUAUUGUUUGACUGUUAUUGUCACUUCUGCUUUUCUGUCAGCAGGUGGCAGCAAAGAUCCAUUAGAGGCCAAGAAUUAUUACUAUUCAGCAAAGAGGUGAACUUCAUGUUAAUUGAUCCAGUGCACUGUGUGUAUUAAAUUUUGAAUACUGAUGCUAAAUGGAAGCAAAUUUAAUAUUAAUACAACUCAAUUUGUGGACAGUGUUACUUUAAAAUAAUAAUUCUCAAGUAGAAAUUAAAUGCAGUGAUCCAAAAAUACCAAAAGAUUAAAAGAGCAUUUGGUGAAAUUAUGUUCUAGUAUCAACAUGUUCAACAAAAACAAUGAACAUUUAUCGUGACAUUCAUGACUUGCUGGUUUAUUUCAGGUGUAACUUAAAUAUCUGGUAGUAUUAAUUUACUCUGCUUGUACUGCAAAUAAAUAAAAAUACCAUAAACAUAGCAUAACAUAUACCAUAACAU
Periophthalmus magnuspinnatus is the source of this 2555-nucleotide messenger RNA. RefSeq names its product BRISC and BRCA1 A complex member 1 (gene babam1). The transcript has 9 exons. Gene Ontology annotation, cellular component: BRCA1-A complex; nuclear body; BRISC complex. Gene Ontology annotation, biological process: mitotic G2 DNA damage checkpoint signaling; double-strand break repair; positive regulation of DNA repair. Lineage: Eukaryota; Metazoa; Chordata; Actinopteri; Gobiiformes; Gobiidae. Bases 132 to 1271 code for a protein of 379 amino acids. The record is from RefSeq and is a predicted model, not a curated record.